AUGUCCCUGGUGGGAGCAUUUUCGACUGUCACGGGUUCAAUCUUGUUGCCGUGCUUAUGCUACUUGAAGAUUUCAGGCAUUUACCACAAAUUUGGAAUUGAACUGGUGAUUAUGAUUGGGGUUAUGUUGAUGGGUACUUCAGCUGGUAUCAUGGGUACCUACACAUCCAUAGUGGAAAUAAUAGGACAGUUAGACAGUUUAAAGUCACAGCAUGGUUAUCUUGAAAAACAGCUUGAUUCCCUGAAAGCUGCAACAAAGCCAAGGAAAGAUGAGCUAAAUAGGCUGGAGGCUUCGGAGCUUCAGAGCAAAAUUGAAAAUGCAGGUGGUGAAAGAUUGAAAUUGCUAAAGUCAAAAGUCAACAAAAUUCAAUUUGAUAUUGAUAAAAAGCAAUACAGAGAUCAAUCGCCACGAGGUUCAAAUAGAGACAGGUCAAAAAAUGAUGAAGUUAAAAAGGGGAUAGAAGAGUCAAAGAAGGAGAAAGACCGAGUGGUUGAUGAGAAGGAGAAGUUGCAUUUAUCCCAUAAAGAUAUAGAACAGAAGGCAUUUACUGUUCAAGACAACUAUAACAAAACACAGGAGCUAAUUGAUCAGCAUAAAGAUGUAUUGGAUAAAGCAAAAUCUGACUAUGAAAAGUUGAAGAAAACCGUGGAUGAGUUGAGGGCAUCUGAGGUUGAUGCUGACUACAAAUUACAAGACAUGAAGAAACUCUACAAGGAGUUGGAAAUGAAGGGAAAGGGUUACAAGAGAAAGCUUGACGAAUUGCAAGUUGCUCUUGUGAAGCAUAUGGAACAAAUUCAGAAAGAUCUGGUGGACCCUGAAAAGCUUGAAGCGACACUGGCAGACAAGACUCUUACUGAGGAUUGUGGCCUAAAGAGGGCCCUUGAAAUGGUAGCAUUGAUUGAAGCACAAUUGAAAGAGAUGAAUCCCAAUCUUGACUCCAUUUCAGAAUACCGGAGAAAGGUAUCAGUGUACAAUGAACGAGUGCAAGAUCUUAACACGGUCACUCAAGAGCGUGAUGAUGUCAAGAAGCAAUACGAUGAAUGGAAAAAGAGAAGGAUGGACGAGUUCAUGGCAGGAUUCCACACAAUAUCUUUGAAGUUGAAAGAAAUGUAUCAGAUGAUCACACUAGGAGGUGAUGCGGAACUUGAACUUGUUGACUCUUUGGAUCCUUUCUCUGAAGGUGUUGUUUUCAGCGUCAGACCACCAAAAAAGAGCUGGAAGAAUAUUGCAAACUUAUCAGGUGGUGAAAAGACUCUCAGCUCGUUGGCUCUUGUGUUUGCUCUUCAUCACUACAAACCUACCCCACUUUAUGUUAUGGAUGAGAUUGAUGCUGCUCUGGAUUUCAAGAAUGUUUCAAUUGUGGGACACUAUGUGAAAGACCGAACAAAGGAUGCACAGUUUAUAAUCAUAAGCCUUAGAAACAACAUGUUUGAGCUGGCGGAUCGACUUGUUGGGAUUUAUAAAACCGACAACUGCACUAAGAGCAUUACCAUCAACCCUGGGUCUUUUGUAGUUUGUGAAAAAGCUGCUUAGGGCCCAGUAUGCAUCAUUCAGUCCCAGGUCAGACUUUUUUUGCCUGUAUCGAUGCCAUAUUACCUCACAAAUGUUGGUCACAUAUUUAUUGUAGAAUGCCUUCUGAUAUCUAUUGUAUUGCAAUUGAUUGAGUUGUGUAAUUAAUGUCUACGGGACAAACACAUAUAGGGACAUGUUUCUUAGUUGCAGUUUUUUUAUUAGGUCAGGAAUGUCUGACUAUAUGUACUAAUAUGUUCUGAUGCCCACUUACUGAUCGCUCAAAUAGUGCUUUUGAGA
Molecule: messenger RNA, 1809 nt
Organism: Vitis riparia (riverbank grape)
Lineage: Eukaryota; Viridiplantae; Streptophyta; Magnoliopsida; Vitales; Vitaceae
Product: structural maintenance of chromosomes protein 4-like
Exons: 13
Coding region: 1-1533 (510 amino acids)
Biological process (GO): mitotic chromosome condensation
Source: RefSeq, a predicted model, not a curated record